Molecule: messenger RNA, 1220 nt
Organism: Chiroxiphia lanceolata (lance-tailed manakin)
Lineage: Eukaryota; Metazoa; Chordata; Aves; Passeriformes; Pipridae
Product: PDZ domain-containing protein 11
Exons: 6
Coding region: 21-479 (152 amino acids)
Biological process (GO): maintenance of epithelial cell apical/basal polarity; neurotransmitter secretion; protein localization to basolateral plasma membrane
Cellular component (GO): synapse; basolateral plasma membrane; cell-cell junction
Molecular function (GO): protein binding
Source: RefSeq, a predicted model, not a curated record
GGCGCGGCCCGGCGCAGCCAAUGGGCGCGCGGUGCGCGCCGCCCGAGCCGGCGGCCAUGGAGCCCCGCGCUCCCUACGACGACUUCCCGGUGGUUUUCCUGCCGCCCUACGAGAGCCCGCCCGCCUGGGUCCCGCCGCACGAGCGGGUGUUUCACCCCGACUACAACAACGAGCUCACGCGGUUCCUGCCCCGCACCAUCGCCCUGCAGAAGCCGCCCGGGGCGCAGUUGGGCUUCAACAUCCGGGGAGGAAAAGCCUCCCAGCUGGGGAUCUUCAUCUCCAAGGUGAUCCCCGACUCGGACGCGCACAGGGCGGGGCUGCAGGAGGGGGACCAGGUGCUGUCUGUGAACGACGUGGAUUUCCAGGACAUCGAGCACAGCAAGGCCGUGGAGAUCCUGAAGACGGCCCGGGAGAUCACGAUGCGCGUGCGCUACUUCCCCUACAAUUACCAGCGGCAGAAGGAACGGACUGUUCACUAACGGGGAGCUCUGCUGGGGCUCCUCCUGCACAACCCUCUCCUGCUCUCCCACCUCCCGAGAUGGCCCAGCACGCUCAGCUCCCACUGGAGGCACAGCUGUGCCCUGCCUGGAGAGAUGCCCAGAGUCUCACCCAGCUGGAGGCUGGAGGGGAUUGAGCCUGUGCUCCUGAGUGGGGCUGGAACAGCUGCUGGCAACUGGGGACGAGGGAGCUGCUCCAGCACCUUCCCUGCUCCUGUUUCAGCAGGACUUGAGUGAGUGCUGUGCUGGCUCUGGAUCCCUUGGUCCUGGAAGCUUUGUUGGGAUGGAAAAGCACGAGGGGCUGAGGCUCCUGAGCAAAGCAGGGGCCUUGUCCUCCAAGAAAUCCCCCUGUUCCCUUCUCUCAUGCCGUGGAAUUCUUUCCUUCUCUGUGCCACCUCUGCUCUUCUCUGCUGGGUUUGCUGGGGGAUCCAGGAGUAAAACCCACCAAAACCAGCCCAGCUCUGGCUGCACUGGGCUCUUUGUGCCUCUGUGCUGGGAAUGACCCCGGGAUACAGGGCUGGGGUGUUUGGAAACGUUAAUUAUCAAGUAUGGAAAUGUUAAUUAUCAGCGAAUGUGGGUGACAAUGCCUGCUGGGAUCACGUUGUAAUGGCUUCAGGACAGCCUUGGCUCUGCCCUUCUCUUCCUUGUGAUGUUUUCCACUUCAUCUAUAAAAACAAUAAAAUGAGUACAGCAACCCAAAUCCAGCUUAUUUCCACCCAGGAA